Tachyglossus aculeatus (Australian echidna) is the source of this 1734-nucleotide messenger RNA. It is a transcript of the gene TPM3, whose product is annotated as tropomyosin 3. The transcript has 8 exons. NCBI's taxonomy places the organism in Eukaryota, Metazoa, Chordata, Mammalia, Monotremata, Tachyglossidae. Bases 100 to 846 code for a protein of 248 amino acids. The record is from RefSeq and is a predicted model, not a curated record. Gene Ontology annotation, biological process: muscle contraction; actin filament organization. Gene Ontology annotation, molecular function: actin filament binding. Gene Ontology annotation, cellular component: actin filament.
AGCGGGGCGGCGGGGCAGGGCGGGGCGCUCAGCACGGCACAGGACAGCACAGCACAGGACAGCAUCCUCCUCGGGGCGCCCAGCAUCCUCCUCCUCAGCAUGGCCGGCAUCACCACCAUCGAGGCGGUGAAGCGCAAGAUCCAGGUCCUGCAGCAGCAGGCGGACGAGGCGGAGGAGCGGGCUGAGCGCCUCCAGAGGGAGGUGGAGGGGGAGAAGCGGGCCCGGGAGCAGGCCGAGGCGGAGGUGGCCUCCUUGAACCGCCGCAUCCAGCUGGUGGAGGAAGAACUGGAUCGCGCCCAGGAACGGCUGGCCACGGCCCUGCAGAAGCUGGAGGAGGCGGAGAAGGCCGCGGACGAGAGCGAGAGAGGCAUGAAGGUCAUCGAGAACCGGGCCCUGAAGGACGAGGAGAAGAUGGAGCUGCAGGAGAUCCAGCUGAAGGAGGCCAAACACAUCGCCGAGGAGGCCGACAGGAAGUACGAGGAGGUGGCGCGCAAGCUGGUGAUCAUCGAAGGGGAUCUGGAGCGCACGGAAGAGCGGGCAGAACUGGCCGAAUCUAAGUGCUCUGAGCUGGAGGAGGAGCUGAAGAACGUCACCAACAAUCUGAAAUCCCUCGAGGCUCAGGCUGAGAAGUACUCCCAGAAAGAGGACAAGUAUGAAGAGGAGAUCAAGAUCCUGACAGACAAGCUUAAAGAGGCGGAAACUCGGGCCGAAUUCGCCGAGCGGUCAGUCGCCAAGCUGGAGAAGACAAUCGAUGACUUGGAAGAUAAACUGAAACGCACCAAAGAAGACCACCUGUGCACACAGCGGAUGCUGGACCAGACCCUGCUGGAUCUGAACGAGAUGUAGAGGAGUGCAGACCUCACCCCCCCCACCACUUCCCAAAUCCAUCCCGUCCCCUCCCUCCCCUUCCCGGGACCGCCCGCUCCGUUUCCCUGCACCCGUGCCAAUCUCUGCCUACCUGCCUCGCUGGGGUCAGUGGAGUGGGGGUGAGGGAGUGGGAAGAGACCAAUCCAUGGGACCAAUUUUCCAAGGGAAGCCAGCCACCCCCCUCAGGCCUCCUAUUUUCAUAGACUUUCCGUGUGCGCGCCCGGGCCUCCCGGGAAUUAAACGUCCGUUCCGAGGGUCCACACGCUGCCUCCUGCACGCUUCUCCCUGCACGCUCACCCCCUCCCCACCCCAGCAGUCUCCCCUCAUCAGGGUCGGGUCCCGCUUGGGACCGACAGUCCUUCCCUUCCCCGUCUGCCUUGUUUUCUAUUUUGUGUUGGAUUUCUUGUGGAGAGGGAGAUUUUCCACACCUCCCCGCCCCCUGAAGUGCCAUGGCCUUUGGGCUCCGCGCCCCCCCGCCCCUUCCCCCUCAUAAUGCCAGGAGGGAAAAAAGCUUGAAUCACUCGAGUCACUUAUGGACCGAAAAAAUACCAACCUCUUUUUAAAUUUUAUAUACAGGUUUUUUUUUUUGUUGUUGUUGUUGCUUUGCAUCAUAGGGGUUGUGGGCCAGCCCAGGGGGUCCUCUUGUUAUCCAAGGGGAGCUGGAUCCUGCCACGUGUUGUGACGGGGUGGAGCCCCCCGCCCUUUCCCCCGCUGGCACCCCACCCACCCCCCCAAAACCCCCGCCGCAGCACCGCUCCACAAGGCCUGGGUGCGGCCAGGAAACAGGAACAGCACGGUUUUGAUACUGAAAAUUGACACACACCCAAAAAAAUGAAUUUUUGAAAUAAAAGUCAGUCCCUCCACCCA